ACUGCAACUCUAAAUAAGCAGCAAUACAACUUUCGUAACCAUCCAGUUCAAAUAAGCGCGAUUUCAACUCAUUUCCAUUUUAUUUCCGAAAUAUUUACCUCACUACUCAAGGGAAAUGGCCAAAUUCAUUCUUAUCGCUGCUUUGUGCAUUUUGAGCGCCGCUGUCACCAAAGCCGCUUUCAACAAAGAGGAGGCCAUCAAGACCUUUAUGACCAGAGCGGAGGAGUGCCGCGGCGAAGUGGGCGCCGCCGACUCUGACAUUCAGGACUUGAUCGCAAAGGUGCCAGCGGCCGGCAAGGAAGGCAAAUGCUUACGCUCCUGUCUGAUGAAAAAAUAUGGCGCGAUGGAUGGCAAUGGCAAGUUUGUCAAGUCGGUUGCCGACGAGCAUGCGCAAACCUACACUGACGGCGAUGCGGACAAAUUGAAGAUAGCUCGUGAAAUCAUCGACGCUUGCGCCGAUAUUGCAGUGCCAGCUGAUCAUUGCGAGGCAACUGAAGUUUACGGCAAAUGCUUCAUGGAGCAAGCGAAGGCGCACGGUAUUGAAAAAUUUGAAUUUUAAAUAAUCACCGUCAAGUAUUGAAGACACCACGGAAGCAAUUCUUUAUUCGAUCACCGACCUAUUUAUGUUUUAGUUGUUAAAAUACUUUUAGAUAUGUGUACAUGUGUGUAUUUUGUGCUUAUUUAAUUUAAUUUUCGUUUAUUAAAGCAAUUCAAUACUCUGUAAAAGAA
Molecule: messenger RNA, 729 nt
Organism: Zeugodacus cucurbitae (melon fly)
Lineage: Eukaryota; Metazoa; Arthropoda; Insecta; Diptera; Tephritidae
Product: general odorant-binding protein 28a
Exons: 3
Coding region: 116-559 (147 amino acids)
Biological process (GO): sensory perception of smell
Molecular function (GO): odorant binding
Source: RefSeq, a predicted model, not a curated record